This is a messenger RNA of Perca flavescens (yellow perch), 1304 nucleotides long. It is a transcript of the gene asf1ba, whose product is annotated as anti-silencing function 1Ba histone chaperone. Gene Ontology annotation, biological process: DNA replication-dependent chromatin assembly. Gene Ontology annotation, molecular function: histone binding. Gene Ontology annotation, cellular component: chromatin; nucleus. The record is from RefSeq and is a predicted model, not a curated record. Lineage: Eukaryota; Metazoa; Chordata; Actinopteri; Perciformes; Percidae. The coding region runs from base 338 to 931 and encodes 197 amino acids. The transcript has 4 exons.
UGGAAGCGGCUCCUCUUUCGCGCACGUACCGCUUGCCGUAGGCGCGGUGGAGGACAGUGGAAGCGGCGGGAGAGCGUUAUUAGCAUAUCUCUCCUCAAAUGUAAUAACCGCUAACGUUAACGUUAGUUAAACAUUGAUUAAGUUAGCAGUGCGCAUUUAGUCGUAUCAUUAGGGCUUAAGUUUGGUAAAACCAAAGGUGUUUGGCAGAUAAGUAUAAUACUGGCGACCCUGUUACCGCUUCUGUCGUUGUAGCGUUGUUUUUUAAGCAUUCCCCGGGAAUCUGGUUUUGAACGUUUGUUUUUGGUUAGCUAGCCCGUUUAGCGCUGCACCAACAACAAUGGCGAAGGUACAGGUGUUAAAUGUGGCUGUCCUAGAUAACCCGAGUCCCUUCGGAAACCCUUUUCAGUUUGAAAUAACGUUUGAAUGUAUGGAGGACCUUCCCGAAGAUCUGGAAUGGAAGAUCAUCUAUGUUGGCUCAGCAGAAAGUGAAGAGUAUGACCAAGUCCUUGACUCCGUCUUGGUUGGCCCAGUACCUGCUGGGAGACAUAUGUUUGUGUUUCAGGCUGAUGCCCCAAACACUGGAUUGAUUCCUGAAAGUGAUGCUGUUGGUGUGACUGUAGUGCUGAUUACCUGCACAUACCGUGGCCAGGAGUUCAUUCGCAUUGGUUACUAUGUGAACAAUGAAUACACAGAACCCGAGCUUCGUGAAAAUCCACCGAUCAAGCCAGACUACACCCAGCUACAGAGAAAUAUUCUGGCAUCAAACCCACGUGUGACCAGAUUCCAUAUAAACUGGGAAGGCAGCGCAGAGCGAAUGGAGGACUGUGAAAAUGUGGAUCCCACGUCAAACUCCAAGCUCCCUCCAUCCUGUCUCCCAGGAAAGGCCCCACCCUUAGGGAUACUUCCAGAUAACUCUAUGGACUGCUUAUAGAGACCACUCGAGCAACAAAGGUGAUGGAGAAUGCCUGUGGACAUUAUAGUGGAUGUACAGACAUCUUUGCCUUACAGCUGCCCUUAUUUACCUGAAGAUUGUCAAAAAUGAACUCUCAUCUUGGGCUUCAGAUGACUGUUUGUUUCAAGGAAGAUUAUGAACAUCUCACUGGUAUAAUCAUUACUUACAGAUGGGGAUUUCCUUACCAUGAUGUUGAAAGCAAUAUUGAAGUAGUUUAACUCAUGGGAGGGGGGAAAGGUAACUGAAAUAAUGCAGCUGAACUGAAACAGCACAGAAAGAUGAUUCACCUUCCUUCCUUUUGUUGGUGCAGAACUAAUUUGUACCCAUUUAAGAGGAUUUCAGCACUGUAGCA